Molecule: messenger RNA, 1284 nt
Organism: Pomacea canaliculata
Lineage: Eukaryota; Metazoa; Mollusca; Gastropoda; Architaenioglossa; Ampullariidae
Product: putative glucose-6-phosphate 1-epimerase
Exons: 10
Coding region: 202-1071 (289 amino acids)
Biological process (GO): carbohydrate metabolic process
Molecular function (GO): isomerase activity; carbohydrate binding
Source: RefSeq, a predicted model, not a curated record
ACGUGGACGAGGUCAGAGCGAGGCCGCUGUUCCAGUAGCUGGUUCGACGCGUUUUCAGUGGGACCAACAAGGCAGCACACUGGGAGACAGUGCUGCACCUGCCGUUAUAGCUAAACCUUUCCCCUGCCGACAUUUUCUUCCUUCCUUCAGUGACGGGCAGGCAGACGUCUAAGUUAAACGGUGCAUGUUGUCUGCUUAAAGAUGGAGAUACAGUUCGGUUGCAAGUUGCCUUCUGAUGACAUCGUAGUUUUGGAGCGAGGGGAAGCAACUCGUGUGGUAAUCCAUCUACACGGAGCAACGGUCCUGAGCUGGACUCAUAAUGGUGUAGAACAACUUUUUGUGAGUUCCAAGAGCGUUUUCGACAAUAAGAAAGCAAUUCGAGGAGGAAUUCCGAUCGUCUUUCCACACUUUGGACCCUGGCCACUUGGUCCGCAGCAUGGAUUUGCACGAAUCAAGAGAUGGACAGUAGCACAACCUCCUAAGCAGGACGAGACCGGCGCGGUUCUAGCUACCUUGACCCUGAGAGACGACGAGGAGACCCGCAAGAUGUGGAAAGCUGAGUUUGAGCUGGUGUACACUGUGCAGCUGCACGAAAACUCUCUCCGCUGUGUGCUGGCCGUGCACAACACAGGCCAUGCUAACAUAGACUUCACGUGUUUGCUCCACACCUACCUGCGCGUACCGGACAUCAAGGACACCAGAGUGCUUGGGCUGCGGGGUGUGACGUACAUCGACAAGGUAAAAGAUGGAAAAGAGUUUGCAGAAGACAGGGAGUAUGUGACAGUGGCCGAGAAUUAUGACAGGAUAUACAAGAACGCACCACAGACUGUGUUUGUCCAGACUGGAGCUCACCAGCGCCUGGAGAUGACAACCUCCAAUCUACCUGACGUUGUUGUCUGGAAUCCCUGGAAGGAUAAGUCCCGAGAAAUGGCGGACUUUGACGACGACGGUUGGCGAUACAUGCUGUGUGUGGAGGCCGGGAAAGUUGUCUCCCCAGUCGUCUUGGAGGCCGGAGCGGCCUUUGAGUGCAGCGUGUCCUUCACGGUCAACCCUGAACACCAUGGCUUGUAGUUGUUGUAGCUGGUGUAAUGCAUUCUUUAGUCAUGCUUCCAUCCUGUGCAUACAAUUAUAUCAUGACACAAUCUGUGUCAUCUGUCUGUGCCACGUCACCUCACUUUUUUCCUUUAGUUAAUGUUAUAUGUAUAUUUAUGUAUUCUGUAAAUGAUGAGUAAUGUAAACACUAUCUGGAAUGAUGAUUUAUUUCUAUAAAAGUUUUGAAAAAUC